Molecule: messenger RNA, 723 nt
Organism: Phytophthora infestans T30-4
Lineage: Eukaryota; Oomycota; Peronosporomycetes; Peronosporales; Peronosporaceae
Product: Voltage-gated Ion Channel (VIC) Superfamily
Exons: 3
Coding region: 1-723 (240 amino acids)
Biological process (GO): potassium ion transmembrane transport
Cellular component (GO): membrane
Molecular function (GO): voltage-gated potassium channel activity
Source: RefSeq, a predicted model, not a curated record
AUGGUAGACCCCAAUUCUUCGCGCGGAGCGUCGCUCUACAGUUUCUUCAUUGCAUAUGCAGCCUUCACCAGUUGCUUCAUCCUAUUCCUACAAACGCUGGACGGUCCGAACCCCCACCAUAGAUCUGAGCCUGAGUACCCGAAACUUCCCAACGAGAGCGGCUACUAUGACGCAGAUCUGGUCUUUACCAUCAUUUUCACCCCGGAACUACUCGUUCGACUCGUCAUUUGGCCAUCUUUGUGGCGCGAACAUGAAUACCUCACCGAGCGACGUCUGAAGCCAUUUCUGCGCGACUUUUUCAACUGGUUCGAUGUCGCUGCCAUCGUCCCAUUCUACAUCGACCUCACCUUCGGUAAGGAGAAGAGCUUCGUCAUCAUGCGACUAUGCCGACUGCUUCCUAUCCGCGCCAGUGUCGCCCCCAUUUCCGUGGCUCUGAUUUUCUUCACAGAAAUUGUGCUCUUCUUCUCUCUUGACAUGUACAUGGUGGAUCCGAGUUACGACCGCAAUAAACCAGGUUUCUCGGAUCUACUAACCACGGGCUACUUUGUAGUGGUCACUGUGGCCACCAUCGGAUACGGAGACAUCACCUCGACGAAAGGCAACGUGGCAAGCCGCUGCUUCGCUGUCAUGACUAUCUUGUCUGGUACGCUCUUCUUCAGCAUGCAGAGAGAGUCAAGAAGUUCCAGCAACUUCAAGCAGGGUGCCUGUGGCGAGGGACUAUAA